AACAAAUUAAAAAUAUUACACCCUUUUAACCCUGAUUAUCACACAAUCAUCCAAUCAAUCAUUCCUCCCUUUUCUCUGUCCACCACUCCCACAAAACUCAGAAACAAUCAGAAAAACAGAGAAAUUGUACUGUAACUGUGCAGCAGCAUAAAAACAUCAAUUUCCAGCAACAACAACAAAAGUUCCCACAAAAAAAAGAGGUAAAAUCCUCCAACAACUUCAACAUUUUAUUCAUACUUCUAUUAAAUCUGCAAAUUUCUGCAAACAAGUCAAAUUUCAACCCUUUUUCUCUUACGUACUUACAAUCUCUGUAAAUUUGUGCUAAAUUUGUUGCAACUUACUUUUCGAAAACUUAAUUUAACAUUUCUUCAGCCAUUUCCAACGCUUUCAGUUUCAGAUCUCUUCUCUCACGCAAUUUCUCUCUCCUCUUUCCCCUGUUUUUCCCACUAUAUAAACGCUCUCCAUAAUACCCGCAAAUUCACUGAGAAUAUCCGAAAAUUAACACUUACCCACUUCAAUUAACCUCCUUAAUUACGUUACCCACCUCCUAAUUUCUGCCAUUACCACCGCUUUUAGAUCUUCUUCCUCACACAAAUUUUCUCUCUCCUCUGUUUUUUCCUUUCUUAUAUAAACACCAAACAUUCCCUCAAAAUUAGUCAUUAUCUCCCAAAAUUAACACUAACCCACUUAAAUUAACCUCCUUAAUUACAUUACCCACCUCCCAAAAUCAUGCCGGAAACCACCCAAACGCCGUCGUUUAACGGUGUUCAGAUCCACCAAUCACGUCGUUUACCAGAUUUUCUCCAAAGUGUGAAUCUCAAGUAUGUUAAACUUGGUUAUCACUACCUUAUGACUCACUUACUUACUCUCUGUUUAAUUCCAUUAAUGUCUGUAAUUUUAAUCCAAGCUUCUCAGAUGCAAUACGACGACGUUUACCAUCUUUGGGUUCAUCUUAAAUACAAUAUAUUUAGUGUCAUAAUUUGUUGUACUAUACUUGUUUUUGGAUUCACUCUUUAUAUCAUGACAAGACCUAGAUCUAUUUACUUAGUAGAUUUCUCACUUUACUAUCCACCAAAUAAGUUCAAAGUUAAGUUCAGUGAUUUUGUAGAACAUUCUAGAUUAACUGGAGAUUUUGAGGAAUCUUCUUUAGAUUUUCAAAGGAAGAUUCUAGAACGUUCUGGAUUAGGGGAAGAAACUGUGGUUCCUGAAGCAAUGCAUUCGAUUCCACCUCGGCCGUCUAUGCAGGCGGCCAGGGAAGAAUCUGAGCAAGUUAUGUUUAGUGCAUUAGAAAAUCUGUUAAGUCAUACUGGUAUAAAAACUAAGGAUAUUGGUAUACUUGUUGUUAAUUGUAGUUUGUUUAAUCCAACACCAUCAUUAUCUGCUAUGAUAGUUAACAAGUUUAAACUUCGAGGUAAUAUUAAGAGUUUUAAUCUUGGUGGUAUGGGUUGUUCUGCUGGUGUUAUUGCAAUCGAUCUUGCGAAAGACAUGUUACAAGUUCAUAGAAAUACUUAUGCUGUUGUAGUUAGUACUGAGAAUAUUACACAGAACUGGUAUUUUGGGAAUAAGAAAUCAAUGCUUAUUCCUAAUUGCUUGUUUCGUGUUGGGGGAUCAGUGGUCUUGUUAUCGAAUAAAUCGAUUGAUAGAGCUCGAGCUAAGUAUCGACUUGUUCAUGUUGUUCGAACUCAUCGUGGUGCAGAUGAUAAGGCAUUUAAGUGUGUGUAUCAGGAACAAGAUGAUGUUGGUAAAACUGGAGUUUCAUUAUCUAAAGAUUUGAUGGCUAUAGCUGGAGAUGCACUCAAGACUAAUAUUACUACACUUGGUCCGCUUGUGUUGCCUAUAAGUGAACAAUUGUUGUUCUUUUUUACACUUGUUGUAAGGAAGUUUUUCAAUGUUAAAGUUAAGCCUUAUAUUCCUGAUUUUAAGCUUGCGUUUGAGCAUUUUUGUAUUCAUGCUGGUGGAAGGGCGGUGAUUGAUGAGCUCGAGAAGAACCUAGAGUUGAGUUCUGUGCACGUUGAAGCGUCUAGGAUGACGCUUCAUAGGUUUGGGAACACGUCUUCGAGCUCGAUUUGGUAUGAACUUGGGUACAUUGAAGCUAAAGGAAGGAUGAAGAAAGGGCAUAGAGUAUGGCAAAUUGCAUUUGGGUCUGGAUUUAAGUGUAAUAGUGCAGUUUGGCAAGCGUUGCGGAACGUUAAGCCGUCACCUAAGAGUCCUUGGUUGGAUUGUAUUGAUAGGUAUCCUGUUGAGAUUAAUGGUUAGUUUGAGUCUUUCAGAGAUUCUUGUGCACAAAUUAUAAGUUGACAAAAAAUGAAAAUGAGAUGAACAUCCUUGUUAAAUCAUUUUUUGUACUUUUAUUAAGGAUUGUAUUCUUUAGUGAUUUCUUUGUUGUAGAGGGAAAUUUGGGGUGUUUACUUGUGAACUUUCAUUUUAUCAGGUUAUAAUUGUGUGCUAAUUCAGGCCUGUUCUCCUCA
Molecule: messenger RNA, 2468 nt
Organism: Beta vulgaris subsp. vulgaris (sugar beet)
Lineage: Eukaryota; Viridiplantae; Streptophyta; Magnoliopsida; Caryophyllales; Amaranthaceae
Product: 3-ketoacyl-CoA synthase 4
Exons: 1
Coding region: 730-2256 (508 amino acids)
Biological process (GO): fatty acid biosynthetic process
Cellular component (GO): membrane
Molecular function (GO): acyltransferase activity, transferring groups other than amino-acyl groups
Source: RefSeq, a predicted model, not a curated record